AUGCGCUUCUCGGAAGCGCCGCGGCCGGAGGAGGUCCGGCCACUUCCGGUGCUGCGGGAGGCCUUCAAGAAGACCCGCGAGAAGUGGACCAAAGACCAGGACUGGAGCUACGUCGGGGAGAUGUUGCGGAGUAUUCGACAAGACUUGACCAUCCAGAUGUUGCGGGAUAUCUUCGUGGUCGAGGUCCAUGAGUACUGGGCGCAGCUGGCAUUGGAGGUCGGAGACUUCAAGCAGUUCGACCAAGCAGCCGUGCAACUCCAGGCCUAUUACGCCGACCCCACGCUGGAGAAAGGCGCUACCAAGCUAAAUGAAGUCCUUGCGUGGCGGCUGCUGUACUUGACCGUGGAGGGCGAAGGCAUCGCCACCACCGAGUUUCUGCGUCGCAACGCCCAGCGACUCGACUUCAGCGUCCCCGUGGUGAAGCUCGCCUGGAGGCUGCGCAGAGCAAUCUCCCAGAGAUGCCACACAAAGGCUAUGCACAUGCUGGCCCCCCCAAAGACGGAGGGACAGACAGGAGAGGAUGAUGUGCCCCCCGUACUGCCCGAGAGUUUGCGGGCCGAGUUGCUGCGAAGGGUCAAGCUGGCACAGCUCAUGGAGGUUUGCAAGGCGGUGAGGGAAAACAUGUCCCGCUCGCGCCUGGAAAGCCUUGGGCUUUUGGAGGAUGAGUCGGAUCCGACUAUCCAGAUGCCGAUUGUCUAUCAGAAGGACGAUUUGGUGGACACCAAGGCCACUUACGAGGAGGCGAAGAAGCAGCUGGAGCCCACGCUGCUGCGGGAGAAUGGCGUAGGACAAGUGCGGAUCUUCCGCCGCCUGGGGCGACAAAGAGCUGAUCACCUCAACAGCUUCAUGCGCAACCCCGGGAAAGUUGUCGUCAAGGAGGAGCCUCAAGAGCCGAAGCCAGGUACGACGCCCACGGAUGGUGGACUAACCCAGGGAGCCUUUGCGGAGCUCUGGGCGCACAUCUUUCGGCAGCUCAGGGCCCUGGCAUCCGAUGCCAGGCCAGAGGUGCGGAAUUGCGCGGUGAAGAGCUUGGCCACGGCGCUGCUCUCCCACGGCCGAAAGGUGGGCCCUGCCUGCUACCAGCGCUGCCUCUCCGAUAUUCUCAUGAAGAUCGCGGAGAUGUCUGCGGCGCGGAAGCAGGGCAGGCCAGCACAUGAGGCUCCCCUGAUUGUCCACCACAGUCGGGACACGCCGGAGAAGCAAUGGGACGAAACUUUGGCCCUGGCCUACGACGGUGUCCGCCGCGUGCUGAGCCACUUCUCAGAGGAGGCCGGCUUGGACGCCUUCGCGCCGCUGGCCUACGCCCUGCUGCUACAGGUGCAGGAGACUCUGGAGACCCUGAGCCCUGAGACUGCGGCCUCUGCCUUGCGGGCCUUGGUGGACCUCAUGAGGAUUCCAUCCUCUGGCGAAGCAUUUCAGGUGCGGAGCUUGACCAGCGACCCGCGCCUGCCGUUGCAAGGCGAGUGGACCUCAGUGCGAGCCUUGAGCUGGAGUUUGCUGUGGCACACUCUGAACUUUUGCCUCUCCCAUGAGCUCUCUGAGACAUUUGUUGAGACGCUUACGUCCUCCUUGGGCGCCUUGAGGUCUUCGCAGACUUGUUCGCCUGUCGAGAACCUGAUCUUACUUCAAUUCUCUUUGGUGCUUGCCACAGCGCCGUCUUGGUACCUGGCGUCUGCACCCUGGCAGGCGGAUGACACAGCCCUUGGGGGUGAGCCAUCAAGUGUUGGCGGGUUGUUGAAGGAGGCGCUUGCGGAGGUGCCUGCGCAAAGCGAUGAACGCGUGCACGAGUUCAUUGAGGCGAGCCCGGCGGUGCUUUGGGAUUUGUCUAGGCGCACCGAAGGUGAGCCUUUGGUCUACUCCAAGGCGCCUGCGCCGGUGGCCAACUUGGUGACGCCCAACGCCUCCAAGAGUGAGCUCUGGAGCACGGCUGCGCUGCGAGAAAGGCCCUCUGAGGAGCUUAUGCAGAGCUUUCUGAGCGCCCACACACCCACGCACCGCACCAUGCUGAACAUCUCAUCGGCGCGGCUUCAGCACGUGCAGGGCAUCGCUUUCGGCUUCCUCGAGGAGACGCAGAGUCUCGGCGUAGCUGUGGAGGCGGUGCUGCUAUGCCAGCUCUGCGCGGUGUUUCUGGACGGCCACCGCAUGGUGGACUCCAACAAGCGCCACGCCUACCAAAGAAACUGA
This is a messenger RNA of Effrenium voratum, 2184 nucleotides long. NCBI's taxonomy places the organism in Eukaryota, Dinophyceae, Suessiales, Symbiodiniaceae. The record is from the annotation of a GenBank genome assembly.